GCUAACCCGGGGGGGCUGGGGCUUGCCCCCCCCCAUCCCUGCUAGCCCCCGAAUCCCCCCUGGUAGCCCUGAGCCUCUCCCCGGUAGCCCCAAGCCAGGGCAGGGCUCGUAGUGGUGCGGUUGUAAAGGGAAGCUGCUUUCCAACUCCCAUUUUUCUCUUCAUCUGGGUAACACGUAACCAAAAUAAACAUCUUGAGGAAAAAGCAAAUAAACCUAAAAAGGGCUGGUUUUUGUGUGGUGCUUGUGUUUUGGAGGGGAGGGGGGGGAAUCAAGGGCCUCCUCCUCGAGGGCUCUGCUUCGGGGCAGGCCCCUGCAGGAAAGGGUGGCUGGGAAGAGGGCAGCAGGCAGGGCCCUGAAGCCCCGAGGGCUUUGGGGUGCAGCCCCCAGGGGUUUGGGGUGAAUAGCACAAAUCCCACAGCUGGUGCUGGAUGUCCCUGUGUCCCCUGUGCCCUGCUCAGGCCCCAGGCUGCCCUCCCUGCUCAGCUGUUGAGCAAUGUCCCGGCUUUGCUCGCCUCUUCCCGGCAGCGGUUUCCCAUGCUCCGGCCUAAAUGGGGGGAACGGGGCCGGGGCUGGGGGCUGGCUUCCCUGCGGGGAGGCAGGAGAGGGUCUGAGCCGGGGCUGGGAGAGCCUCCUGCUGCUGCCGGGCGAGGCCGUUCCGGGCAAUAGGCUUAGCGAGUGGCGAAGCGUGGGGGAAUUAGGGCAAUAAUCUGUGGCUGUUGAUCCCAGAGGCGGGAAUUUGCAGCGUGGUGCCAGGCCCCAGGCGCGGAAGAGGGGGAGAGCCGGGCCAGCGGACGCGUGAGCAGAGCACGCCGGCUGGAAUGCACCAGCUCAGCACGGGAUUGUCCUUCCCGGGCCAGGCGGGCGCCGCGCCGUGAGCCCGGAGCCCCGGGACGAGCGCCGGGGCCAUGGCAGCGGCAGACACCCCCUCGGCCAGCACCCUCCGGCGCCGCGACCUGUGCAGCCGCGGCAUCCGCCUGGCCAGGAAGAUGCGUUCGGACGUGGCCGACCUCCUGGACAUCUACGUGGAGCGGCAGGGCUUGGACGCCUCGGUGAGCGUGGCGGCGGUGGAAGGGGUGCCGGCGGCGGCGGCGGAGCACUGGGGGGAGCAGACGGGGACGCAGCGGCUGCUGGACAACCUGGCGGCGUACCGAGCCUUCCGCGCGCUGCUGGCCCAGAUGCUGGAGGAGCAGCGCGAGCAGCUGGGCGACGCCGACGCCGCGCUGGGCCGGGCGCUGGCGGCCGUCCUGCUGCAGGUCUCGGCCUUCGCCUACCACCUGGAGGAGCUGCUGGAGCUGGAGAGCCGCCGGCCCCCCGGAGAUGACGGGGACGGGCCCCCCGCGCCUCCUCGCCUCAGCCUCUUCGAGCAGAAGCUGCGGGGCCUGGGGGUGCUGCGGGAGCUGGCCCAGUGGGCCGUGAGGUCCGUGAGGGACCUGCGGCAGCUCGCCCGGCCCGGCCCCGGUCCCAGCUCAGCCCCUGGCAUGGCCGAGGGCCAGUGAUGGCCGCACGGGGUGCGGGGAGCCUGGGUCUGGUUAGGGGGCUCCUUUUCCCAGCUGGGGGGGCAGAGGCACGGGGAGGGAAGCCCUGGAGGGACGAGGCUUGGGAUGAGUCCGGCUCUGUGUGCUCGGGGUUCGCAGGACCCAGUGGUCCUUGGUGAGCAAGGUGCCGUGAGACUUCCUCACUGCCUCUUGUCAUGGCUUGAUGCUGCUUCACGAGGCAGGGAACUGCGGUGGGGCUCCUGGAGACGAGCGAAGGGCUGUGAAACUGGCACCUGGUGGAAGGAAUUGUAGCCCCCUCUGCACCACCCGAGGCUUUGCCCCCUUCGGGUGGUUCCUUGUCCUUCCCCUCCGCCUGCUCCUGCCCUCUUGGUGUUCUCCGUGCGUUGAAUUUCUGCUCUAACUGCUUGGGGGCUCGUUGGGGAGGGGGUGGCAGGGGGGUUUGGGCAGGAUGGCGUUUCUCAGCUGCUCCCACGAUCCGGCAGAGAGGAUCUGCUAACCGAAGGCUGGCUGGGAAGCCCCUCCGCGAGGAGGCUGGUGCCCCCAGGCCACAAUUAGGACUGGAGAUGGCCUGGAGGAACGAACAGCCCCAACCUCCAACCUGCAUCUCCCUGCGAAGCCCUGAGGCUUCUCAGCUGCCUUGGCCAUUGUGGUUUUUCUUUUCUUUUUUUUUUUUUUUAUUUUUUUUCCUUGAUGGCUGCUGAGUGAAUAAAGUGCCUGGGAGAUCUGCUGGGGA
Molecule: messenger RNA, 2229 nt
Organism: Anas platyrhynchos (mallard)
Lineage: Eukaryota; Metazoa; Chordata; Aves; Anseriformes; Anatidae
Gene: CNTF
Product: ciliary neurotrophic factor
Biological process (GO): ciliary neurotrophic factor-mediated signaling pathway; positive regulation of tyrosine phosphorylation of STAT protein; positive regulation of axon regeneration
Cellular component (GO): axon
Molecular function (GO): growth factor activity; ciliary neurotrophic factor receptor binding; cytokine activity
Source: RefSeq, a predicted model, not a curated record